CAUUGAUUGGUUAAUACACCAUUUAAAUUACAGUUGGCGAAAUUGCUUGUUUUAAAUUGCUGAACCUGUAACGGUGAUCUGUUGAUCCGUGGUUUUAAUAAUGGCUCAGAACAUUAACCCACUUGGGACCGCUUCAACGACUGUUACAAAGACAGAUGAAGAAACACACAAUCCUUCUCAGGAUAAUCAUGCUGUAACAAAAAGGUUGCAAAAGGAACUAAUGGAAUUAAUGAUAAAUACGGAUAGAAAUGUGUCAGCAUUUCCUGAAGGAGAAAGUCUAUUUAAGUGGAUAGGCACUAUUUCUGGCCCCAAGGGAACAGUGUAUGAAGACUUGACUUUCAAAUUGAGCUUGGAAUUUCCUCACAGUUACCCAUUUAGUGCUCCAGUAGUCAAAUUCAUUACCUCAAUCUUUCAUCCCAAUGUGGAUCAAUUUGGAAACAUCUGUCUUGAUAUUCUGAAAGAGAAGUGGUCAGCUUUGUAUGAUGUCCGAUCAAUUCUCCUAUCCAUUCAGUCUCUUUUAGGAGAACCCAACAAUGAUAGUCCAAUGAACGCGCAAGCAGCAGCCCUGUGGUCAGACAAGGUUGAAAUGAGACAGCAUGUUCUCUUUGAGCACAAGAAGAGUGAGUCUCAGUGAAAUUUACAAGUGACAUUAGAAUUUGAGACCAUACUUUCUGUGACUUAUAUUUUGAAAUUGUCAUCAAUGUACUUGGCUUUGUUAGCCAGUGUUCUUAGUUUAUUUGUACUUUAACAGCUCAGUAGUGCACUGCAAGAAAUUUAUUUUAUAUUGUCACAAAAUUUUGAAAAAAUUUAUUUUCACUUGUCAGAUGUUUAUAUUCCAGCAUUUCCUUGGCAUGCAUAUUAUUCUUAUUCUGAUUAGCAGUUCUGUGAAUGUAACAGUUUGACACUCUUACAUGCUUUCUUGAUAAAAAAGAAAUAUCUUAAAAUCUAAGGUUGAAUUCAGUGCAACAUAUUUGGUCAGUAGCAAAAAGUGCAACAUUUUCAACAUUGCCGUCAUGUAAACAAAGUAAAUUCAUUUGAUUGCUUCUUAAGAGUCGCCAAAUCAUGAAUGAAAGUUUGAAUUUUAAUACUGUUUGGGUAAUUGUGUUGUAUAGAGAGAAAAUGUUUGCAUAUAAAUUUAUGCUGUCACAGCAGUAGUCAUGAGAGCAAAAAAGUGCAAAGCUCAUAAAUACACUUAUUACGUCUUAUGAUGCAUUUAUAUUUAUAAUUGCUUCCAUUUGUUAUUUCAUAAAAUUGUAUGUUUCCACUUCUUCAGAUAUAUAUUCUACAGAAAAGAAGUAAAUAGUUUUACUUUCAGAUGUGUUAUUUUAUAUGUAGAUAUGUAUCCAUUCUUCAGAAUACAGUUUCUAUUGUGUA
Cryptotermes secundus is the source of this 1374-nucleotide messenger RNA. RefSeq names its product ubiquitin-conjugating enzyme E2 C (gene vih). Bases 101 to 634 code for a protein of 177 amino acids. The record is from RefSeq and is a predicted model, not a curated record. The transcript has 5 exons. NCBI's taxonomy places the organism in Eukaryota, Metazoa, Arthropoda, Insecta, Blattodea, Kalotermitidae.